UCGCUGCCACAGUUUUGGAAGCCAGAGGCACCGCUAAAUUCCCCCAAUCCAGCGCAGGCUAUGUCCAUCUCGACCCAAAUCCACCGCAGGUCCCCCCAAAAACACAAGGUCCAUCGCCACGCCAAACCCAAUUCAUGGCGGAAAUUGAAGGGCGCGGGCUGCCAGAGUUCGGUGGUGCUGGUGGUGAUGGAGGAGCACGCGCGCGGCGACAGAGCACCACAAGAGGGGCGAAGGAUCGGGGUGAAGGUCGCUAGCGACACUACGAGUUCCGGCAAGCGAGGAGGCUGUUCGCUGGUCAAAAUCACGAGCUCACAGGACGUGGGUGCUGGCGGCGGUUCUAUGACGGAGGUGCGAGAUGAUGCGAUGGAGUGCGCGCGGGGGCGUAGUAGGGUGCGCCCUGUCGCGGUGAUGCUGCGUUUCCGGCGAGUAAGGAGGGGACUCGCUGCAGAAAUCCUGAGGAAGGAGUUACAGCAGAUGGAACCACGGGUGGGGUAGCAGAACCCGAAUGGAACCACAGGUGGAACGCACGGGGCAUGAUCGCAGCUAUCACUUUUCCACUUUUGCAUGGGGACCAAAACUUUCCUAAUAGGCCAGGUUGCCAGGAAUCUCUACGGGGCACUCGAUUGCCAGCUAGACGCGUCCUUUAUUUAUUCUUGCUUAUUUUCCACUGAUGAAACCGAAUGUCUUUUACCUACUUAAUGUAGAUCAGGAAACCAAGCGUUU
This is a messenger RNA of Triticum dicoccoides, 723 nucleotides long. RefSeq lists its product as uncharacterized. The record is from RefSeq and is a predicted model, not a curated record. Lineage: Eukaryota; Viridiplantae; Streptophyta; Magnoliopsida; Poales; Poaceae. The transcript is spliced from 3 exons. The coding region runs from base 61 to 495 and encodes 144 amino acids.